AUGGAAGAAAACGGACUCCUUCUAUUGGCUGAGGCCCUGGCAACCCACAUUGAACAGCGUGUGGAACAGGUCACGGAGGAAAUCAGUCAACUUGAAGCAAGCCUGAAUGCAAGGACAAGGCAGGUGACACCGCCAGCUGCACCCACGCCAGCUCCUAGACAACGACCACCGUCGCCACGGACGGAGCCACCACCUAGGCCUACUCCGAGACCUAGGGCUCCAAGAAUUCCGAGACCAGUAACGCCACCUCCUAUGUUUGUUCCGCCGCAAAGGCUGAUCUCGUACCCAAUAUCACCUCAGUUGUUCACCAGCACUCCAGCUCAACAUGGGAAUGCUACUUACGUACCACCACCACAAGGACAGAGUUCAAAUCAGUGUAAACCAGACACCUGUAGUCCUACUCCUAUAUCUAGACCUAGUCUAAAUCCGAACGCCUGUGAGUUCACCUGUCAUGCCGCUACACCAGUUAGACAUGACAUUGUCAACCCGAUACCGUCACUUCAGCUUGCCCGAGAAUUUCGAAAACCUGUUGUUGAAAUUGACAAAUUUGACGGAGACCCAACACGUUACACACAGUUUUGUCGUCAAUUUAAUGCCCGAAUAGUGAACAAUACAGACUCAUAUGAUGAAUGCCUGAGUUACCUUUUGCAGUUUACAUCAGGGGAAGCGCAUCAGGUGGCACAGGGCUUCGCCCACCUUAAUGCAAAGGUUGGUUUUGAUGCAGCCAUUCAGGAAUUUCAAAGACGUUAUGGUGACCCCAAUUUUGUUGCCCAAAGUUACAUUAUGAAGGCACUAGACUGGCCACCCAUAAAGCCAGAUGAUCCAAAGGCUCUUGAUCAGUUUGGCAUUUUCCUUCGUGAAUGUCAAUAUGCAAUACAAGAAGUCAAUGCUCUAGGAACACUGGAGUAUUCAGAAAAUCUUAGGAAACUUGUCGCUAAGUUACCGUUCAGAUUACACGACAAGUGGCGAAACAUAGCAUUCAAUGUACGGGAAAGGGGUGAACUUGUUACUUUUGCCCUUCUUGUAGACUUUGUGUUGAAAGAGGGUAGAAAAGUCAUGGACCCUGUGUAUGGAAAGGGGGCAUUGCAAUCAAAACCUGCCCCAGUCGUGCGACCAAUUCCAAAACCGCGAGUCAAAUCAAGUGAAACGCCAACUUCGCGUACAAUGCUCAACACAAGUGCCCGUGCUACACCUGAGACUAAGUCACAACCUACGUCAGGGGAAAAUGUGCUCUCAUGUCCACUUUGUAAAAGGGACCAUCGUCUUUUCAAGUGCAAACAAUUCCAGGAUAUGUCCCUGGAAGACAAACAUAAGUAUGUGAAAUCCAACAGACUCUGUUAUAAUUGUCUCCGUGCUUCGCACAUGGCUAAAAGUUGCACAUCUCCAGUUAGAUGCCGAGUUCAGGGGUGUGGAGGUAGUCACCACACCUUGCUUCACAGAACAGCCAGGGAUGUUACUCCACCAAUGGAAGAGGCAAAGGGGUCUCAGAUGUCAAACACAUGUUAUUCGAUGAAAGAGGGUCACCCUAGCAAAGGUCGACCUCACUUUCAACUAGUACCCGUAUUUGUCUCCACAAAUGGGAGAUCGCUACCAACCGUGGCAAUGUUAGACUCAGCUAGCCAAUUAACAAUAAUCCAUCAAUCUUUAGCGAAGGAACUUUGUCUCAAGGGAGAGAAACAGGACCUCACCAUAAAUACUAUGAACUCCACUGCAGUUAUGAACUCUCAGCUUGUCUCAUUCAAAAUCAAGUCUCAAAAUCUUGGAAACACCAAAUCUAGCGCAAGCAUGCACAUCAAUGGUGCCUAUGCUUUGGACAUUCGAGCGUUUCAGUGUACAACUCAAAUGUGUUGCCCAGAAUGGCAGCAUUGCAAGGAUUUGGGCCUCCCUGCGAAAAUUGAACCUGGUGAUGUGAAAAUAUUGAUAGGAAUAGACAAUCCCGAUGCUCAUGUGCAACUUGAGGUUAGACGCGGCUUACCAGAUCAACCCAUCGCAGUCCGUACUAAUCUUGGUUGGUCUCUCAUGGGAGUAGAUGGGCAUCAUGACUCUAAAUUUGAUCCACUCUCUGUGAAUAGACUAUUUCUAGAAGAGCACCAGCAAAUGGAGGAAUUUUGGAGCACUGAAUCAUUUGGUGUUAGCCAUAACUGUACCAAACCAACGUCAACUGAAGACAGACAAGCACAGAAAAUAUUGGAGGAGACUACUACUAUGAUCGAUGGCCAUUACCAAGUCGCAAUGCUAUGGAGGGACCCAGAGUCAACCCUGCCAAACAACUUGCCUGCAGCUCAACGUCGAUUUGAUCUUCUCAUGAAACGCUUCAAUUAG
Lineus longissimus is the source of this 2322-nucleotide messenger RNA. RefSeq lists its product as uncharacterized. The coding region runs from base 1 to 2322 and encodes 773 amino acids. The record is from RefSeq and is a predicted model, not a curated record. The transcript has a single exon. NCBI's taxonomy places the organism in Eukaryota, Metazoa, Nemertea, Pilidiophora, Heteronemertea, Lineidae.